AGCGGAGCGGAGCGGGAGCGGCCCCGGAGCGGAGCGGAGCGGACGGUGCGCCCGGCGCUGCCCCGCACCGCGCUCGACCCAGGGGCCGCUCCCAUGGAGGCGUUCCCGGGCACCAAGCUGGAGCAGCACCGGCACCUCCCGCCCGUGGAGUGCCUGCCGGGCGCCCGCUACGGCGGCCGGAGCCACAGCGCCUGCGGGAACGUCUUCAACUCCUGGAACGACUACCUGGGGCUGGCCACGCUCAUCACCAAAGCCGUGCGGCCGGGCAAGGGCUUCGGCGCCGAGCCCCCCUCGGUGGUGGUAGCGGCCGCCGUGCCGCCGGCCGAGGAGGAGGAGGAAGAGGAGGAGGAGGAGGAAGAGGCGGCGGGGCCAUACUUCGAGGGCGCGCUGGACUUGCACGACCUGGACCUGUGCGGGCAUCACCAUCACGGCGAGGGGCUGCUGGAGGAGCGCUUCGCCGAAUUCAGCCCCUUCCCCGGGCGCGGCGGCCCCGCCGCCGUGGUGUUCGACUGCUCGGGGGAGCACCCGGGCCGGGAGGGCUCAGCCCACGCCUGGGGCGGUGUGGUGGUGGCGGGGCGGCUGCCGGCGCACCCGCGGGCCGCCUCCCGCCUGCUCAAGCCCGAGCUGCAGGUCUGCGUCUUCUGCCGGAACAACAAGGAGGCGGUGGCCCUCUACACCACGCACAUCCUCAAGGGACCCGACGGCCGCGUCCUGUGCCCGGUGCUGCGGCGCUACACCUGCCCCCUCUGCGGCGCCAGCGGCGACAAUGCCCACACCAUCAAGUACUGUCCCCUCUCCAAAGUGCCGGCGGCCCGGCAGCUCCGGCACGCCCGGACCGCCCUGGGCAGGAAGGGCCGCUAGCGGCCGGSACCCCCGGGCCCCGGGGCGGCCCCGUUCCCCAUCACGCUGACACUGCCCCGGCCCCGGGGCGGCCGCUGCGCGCUGGACCGCGCGGAGCCCGGCGCCGGGCCCGGGGACUGCGCGGCGGAGAUGCGCUGUGUUUGUUUAUUGUAAGAAAAAAUAUAUCUAUAUGUGAUUUUUACGGAGACGGCGAGAUCUGACUGGGUGGGUGUGCGCGGGGGGGUUCGAGGGUUGAACGCACGGCCGGGGAGGUGGCGGGGGUCCCGGGGUGCCCGCGGCGGGGCAGCACCGCUUUCUGCUCUGCCCGUCCCGAGCGCUCCGUGCCGGCGGGGCAUCGCGCGGGGAGCUGUUCUUAAUUGCCGGUUAAUAGCAGGGUAUUUAAUUAGGGUACAACACUCCGCCUUUCAGCUCUUAAACAUCCGAGCAAUUUCCUUUGCCGGUCCUAAAACCGGUAAGCAAAUCGCGAUGAAACCUGCCCUCGGUAUUUUACACCUGCUUCCCAAAAUCGCAGCGUCCGAGCUGGUGCGGUGCCCCGCCGUCAGCGCUCCUCUCGUGGGCACCGAUGGCGCUGGUCCCCGUGUCGAAAACUCAGCCUCAGGGAAGGUCUGAGAGGAGAAAACAUCCUAGUGCAUGUUUGAAAACGUGACGACUCUGGGCCAGGGUGCAAACUGAGCCCGUUCUGCUGACAGAAAGGCAGUAAGAUGGCAAUAGAGCGAGCUGUGAACAGCUGUGUUUGUGGUGGAGAAUGGGGGAAACUCGAUGGAAACAGACCUGGACAAAGCAGAAAGCUGGGAGCGUAGGAGAAUGGGAGAAAGGGACGUUGUUUAUUUUCAAGAGUUGAGAGAAUGUGGCUUUAACUCUUUGCAAGUGGAAGAGCUCUACCCAUGUGGGUUGRCAAAUAUCCUUAACACUACACAGACUGUACAAAGCAUAGGAAUUAUGCUGCCAGGGCUAUAUCCUUUCUAAUCCCCAAGGAAAAAAGAAAUUGAAGAAAUUGCUUUUUUUCUUUGCGUUGGUUGGGUU
Malurus melanocephalus (red-backed fairy wren) is the source of this 1884-nucleotide messenger RNA. RefSeq names its product nanos C2HC-type zinc finger 1 (gene NANOS1). Gene Ontology annotation, cellular component: perinuclear region of cytoplasm. The record is from RefSeq and is a predicted model, not a curated record. The transcript has a single exon. NCBI's taxonomy places the organism in Eukaryota, Metazoa, Chordata, Aves, Passeriformes, Maluridae. Gene Ontology annotation, biological process: oogenesis; negative regulation of translation. Bases 94 to 861 code for a protein of 255 amino acids. Gene Ontology annotation, molecular function: mRNA binding; zinc ion binding.